AUGGGGCGUUUCAAUCAAUUAUCGGUUCAUUUGGAGGAUAAGAUGCCAGAAAUUUGCAUAGCAUCUUUUGAACUGGGACUUCAAUCAGGAAGCUUGAACAGCAGUUUAAGUCGUAAGCCCGUGGAAAUGAUGGCGGAACUGCGAAGUCGAGUACAAGGUUUCAUUCGGGAGGAGCAAAGUGAUCGCAUCAAGAAAAACCGCAAGAAUGCAGCGGUUACCGGCCAACAGCAGCAAUCAGAUUCAAAGAAGGCGACGGUUAAUGAUCAGCGUUCGGGCGGAGCAGUUACUAAAGGAGAGAGAAAUUAUAAUAGUUCAAAUCGUUUUGAUAACCGCUCCAACUUUCGAAAUCGUGUUCAGCCUUAUGGAAAUCGUGGUUAUGGGCAAUCGAUGACGUGGAAUAGAAACCAACAAGACAGGCCGACCCCACUUGCAGUUAAUUUAACUGAAGCAUUGCACAUGUGCUUAGAGGCUAACACGAUUCGUUUCCCAAAACAACCGAAACGCCCACUAGGCAACGUCGACAGAAAUAAAUGGUGCGAAUAUCAUCGAAUUGCAGGACAUAAUACUGAUGACUAUUUUACUUUAAAGAAGGAGAUCGAGGCUUUGAUAAAGGCAGGCUAUAUGCGUCAACUGGAAGGGCGAAAGGAAUCAGAUGGAGCUGGAACUUCAACGAAGCGUGAUGAGACAGGAAAGGAAAUUGAAGAGGCAGAGCCAAAGAAGCAAGCUGGAGGUGAAACUAAAGGGCGUAUCCAUUCUAUAUUUGGAGGAUUUCGGGGAGGAGGCAUGACCAACUCUUCCAGAAAGAGGUAUGUUCACUCUAUAAAUGCUGUGUAUGCUAAUGAUUGGGGGAGUUGGGGAAUCAACCAGCCCGAUAUUAUAUUUACCGUCAAAGAUUUUGAGGGAGUUCAGCCUCAUGAAGAUGAUCCCAUUGUGGUGAUGCUAAAAAUUGCUGAUUAUGAAAUUGAGAGGGUACUGUUGGAUCAAGGAAGUUUUGCAGAUUUGAUAUAUGGCGAUGCAUUUGAGUACAGAAGCUGA
Molecule: messenger RNA, 1035 nt
Organism: Lotus japonicus
Lineage: Eukaryota; Viridiplantae; Streptophyta; Magnoliopsida; Fabales; Fabaceae
Exons: 1
Coding region: 1-1035 (344 amino acids)
Source: RefSeq, a predicted model, not a curated record